Molecule: messenger RNA, 2110 nt
Organism: Purpureocillium takamizusanense
Lineage: Eukaryota; Fungi; Ascomycota; Sordariomycetes; Hypocreales; Ophiocordycipitaceae
Gene: RTC5
Product: Restriction of telomere capping protein 5
Exons: 2
Coding region: 181-2007 (608 amino acids)
Source: RefSeq, a predicted model, not a curated record
CCUUGUAACAACCCACACACCUGGCCGGCGAGCUCGCUCACCUCAGCUCAGCCUCACACGCCGAGCCCCAAACAACGCCCACUGGACGCCUCAUCAUCGUAGCAGCCAUUGCUCGUGCCGGACACAGCAGCUGCGACACCGCCGCCCCGACAGAAAUGCCCUCGUAAAGAGCCUCGCGCAAUGGGCCAGGCACACUCGGGCGAGCAACCGCGUCAGCGCUCCCGCGAGCAGCUGGCGCAGGAGCUUGCUCUCAGGUUCAAGGACAAGUGCUUCACGUCCCUCGAGUACUACUCCCUCAAGGAUGUCUUCAAGAGCCUCGCGGACCAACAGGGCCAGGUCCGCUACCUUAAGGAGGACACCAUCGCCCGCUUCCUCGAGAUCCCCGACAUCCUCGGCGCGUCGCCAGUGGCCUUCCAGAUGGUCUCGUACCUCGGCGCAUUCCCCUUCCUGCAGGAAGCGCCCGUCGUCCUGGAGCUGCCACAAUUGAUCAUGGUUGUCGUCAUCAUGACGGAGCGGUACAAGCGCGUCCUGGCCAAGGCGUCGACUGACCGUACCAAGCUGCUGUUCAAGAGCUUGGCAGUGUACGACCGCAAGCUCUCCAACGCGGCACCCGCGUCGCAACCCAUCACACCAGAAGACACGAAGCCGGCGGGCCCGGCGCGUGCUUCCGGCUUUGCCGUAGACGUGCCGGGAGAUGACGAUUUGGACAAGGGCGAUGAUGAUGAUGACGACGACCUGGUUUUGACCGCCUACGAGCUCCUGGACGUCUCCGAGGCUGUCAGUCGGGGAAGCGCGCCCGAGUUCCAUGGUGCCUUGAUCCCGACCGACAACUUCCGCAAACUGGUCAUGCUGCUGCUGCUUGCCGCCCCUCUUGACCCGCAGGAGAGCCUCGCCCAGUACUCGGCCCGAGUCGUGGGCAACGAGCUAGAGGCCUUGCGGUCCGUCGCAGGGAGCAUCUUGGCCGCCUUUGUCGACGCCGAAACAGCCCCCGGCAUUCGUUAUCGUCACUUCAAGACCAUCAUCCCCGUGCUGUUUCCUUAUCUUUUCAACGGGUUCAAUGGCCUGUUCGAGCACUUCCUCUUUUCCAAAAAUAUGGACUUCUCCAAACACGUAGACCCCUCCAAGGCCGUUCCCGCCGAGCCCUCAAAGAUGGCACAGCCGCUGUUGUCAGACAAAGGCGACAUCCUCAACGAUCACCUACUGUCGCAAAUGUCAAUGUUCCUGCCUGGCUCCUCGUUAUUCCGGAGGGUGCGCCGCCUGUACUCCGGAAACGACGCGGGCUUCUCCAUGGGUGGCUUUCAGUCCAAAGUCUUCAACUGGAGGGCGCCGACUAUUCUCCUGGUGAGCGGCACCCGCCUCAACGACGUGCCAGACGGCGGACAGGAGACGGCGUUUGCCGAGUCGCUCCCGCCCAAGAGAUUUCCCCAUGGCAGUAAGUCGGACCGUGUCACGUUUGGUGUGUAUGUGCGUGAGCCUUGGAAGCAAACGCACAAGGAGUGCUUCGGCGACUCGGAGACCGUCUUGUUCCAGCUCGAGCCCAUCCACGACGUCUUUCCAGCCUCAACACUCAACACGGAUUAUGUCGCCUUCACCCAGCCUCCCGCCAAUCAGGCUGGGGUUUCUUUUGGCUGCCCGCACCCCAAACCGACCAAGUCCAGCCGCAGGCACGAAAUGCAUUCGCUAGGCGCCGUCUCCCUGCUCUUUCACGACUCUUUCGAGUUUGGCGUCUUCAACCACGAUUACAGCUCCCGAGGAGGCGCGUUCCACACGAGCAUGGUGCGAAAGUUUGAUUUCCAGGACCGUUUUCAAAUCGAGCAGCUCGAGGUUUGGGGGUGCGGAGGAGACGACGAGGCCAAGGCCCAGGCCGAGAGAUGGGCGUGGGAGGCGAGGGAGGCGGAGGCGCGGCGCAAGAUCAAUCUCGGCACGGGCGACAUAGAAGCGGACCGCGCGUUGUUAGAAAUGGCCGGUAUCAUCGGGGGGAAUCGCAGCGGCGGCUCAAUGGCGUGAUGACGUCUAGCCUCGGCGCGACGGAUGCUUCAGUUUCGGCUCUUGGCGGUUCAUUAUCAUAGAGCGGCAUCGAAGUUAUAUGCCGGGCGCUGCGCAAUCCAAC